AUUGCUAAUGUCCAAAAGCGAAUUUUAUGUUGAUAUCAUUGCAGAGACAUGGGAUAAAGACUCUCAUGGGCUUCACGAUUAUGACAAUACACAGAACCCUAACAGCAAUAAAUCAAAUAUAAAGAAAUUUAAACUACAAGCCCAAGAUUCCUUUAUUAUUGGUCGGAAAUAAAACAGGCAAUUGCUUUCUCUCAAAGACGAAUUCUUUCACUGGGAUGCCUUUGAUUUCGGUUGUUAAUAUUCAUGAGAACUAUUAUGUUGACAAUAGCUUUCCAAAGCAGUCCAUGACGUGAUACAAAGAUUUUCGAAAUUGCAACUGGAUUCCCACGAUAGCAUAUAAUAAUUUUAGUCCUUACCGAAAUUGCCAUCGAGUCUUGGAAGGAGACAUUAUAAGAUUUGGAAGACUAGUAUUUGAGAUGAGAGUACUGUGAACUAAUCCUCGAAACCCAGUAGUCUCUAGGAGCUCUAGUAACUUAUAAUCAACCGUCUUAAUGAAUCAUUUGAGAGAUUACAAGGUGUAACACAGAAUGAGAAAAUGGUUAAUCCCAGCAAUUGAAAAUAAGCUUGACAAUGGCGUAUCAUAUAUUGACGAGCAAGAUUUAGAUGAAAGUACAUUUGAAAAAGAAUUCAAAUUCAACUGCAGAAUCUGCCUCUCUGGAGAGUGAGAUAAAACCGAUCCCCUAAUUUCCAUCUGUAACUGAUCUGGCACUGUCAAGUAUAUUCACAUCAAUUGAGCCAAGGAGCUCCUCAAGUGUAAGAUGAAAAUAAGACGAUCAGAAUACUAUGUUUGCCUCACUUGGGAAAACAUGAAGUGAGAGCUAUGCAAAGAGAAGCUACCUGAUACAAUAGAAGUCCCUGUAGAUAUGAGCAACACUAUGAAAGAUAGCUACCUAUCUCUUCAUGAGAGUACCAGACUUGUGAACCUAAUCGAUACUCCAGAAGAAAUUUUAGAAUUUCCUUAUAUAGUGAUGGAGUGAUUAAACUCGGCAAUGCUGAAGAAAAACACUUCAAAAAUAAUAUUCUUCAUUAAAAUGAUGGAAGAGAAAGUCAUAAUUGGGAGAGGACAAGCAGCACAGGUCCGAUUGCCAGACAUCUCAAUUUCACGACAGCACACUGCUAUCUACUUAACUGAAAAAUAAUGAAUUUUAUUUGACAGACUACCAGAGUAAAUUUGGAACCCUGAUUCUCCAAAAAGAGGCAAUAAAGAUGUCCUCAAAACCAAAUAAAAAGUAUAUAAUUCAAAGCGGAAGAACGCUACUUACAAUCAGGCUUAAGAGAGUGGAAACUGGGAUGUGAUGAUGGAAAACAAGGGCUAAAAAUCUCCAAGAAGGUACAAAUUAUUUUGAUGACACUCACUCAUAUCCAAAAUAUUUUGAAAUAUUUAUUCCUAAAAAGGAAGUUUUAUCUCCCAAGACCAAGAGAGCCAGUAUGAACGAGGUUAGCAAGGACUCCUUGCCACCCGUAUAUUCCCCUAAGAAGAUGGGCAAAAUCAUGGAUGCCCCCAAAACAAUCACUGCUAAGAAAGUUAACUUCAUAAGCAGCAAUGAGGAGUCCAAAAGUGAACUUGAGUUAGAAAUCCUUCAAAAGAAUAAAUUCAACCCAAUGUUUAAGUCUGAUGUUCCCAGAUUGACAGAGCUUAACAACCUAUCCCAGCCAGUCCAUACUGGCCAAGACAAUGAUGAAAAUAAUAAAACUCAAAAAGAUUACGAACUCGAGUUCCGCAGCUAUGAAAUGGACGGCUCUGCUCGAAAUAAUGAAUUAGAGGAGGAAUAUAAGGAUAUAGUAAUGGACACUCAAAACUUUGAGCAUUUCUAUGGUACCAAAAAUAUGAUGUCACCCUCACCAGUUCCGAAUAAACCAUCCGAUGUGUUCCUCGCCAACAGGGGUUCAUAUGAUAUAAACUCUUUUGAAAUCUCGAACCCAGAAUCACCUCAAAAUUCUCUUUUCUUCACAAGUAACAGACAUCCUAAAGAGGUUAUUCUUGAGCAAAAUGAGUACUCCCGCCAGGCUGCAGCUUUCCGGCAGAGUACUGAAUUUGAUAGCUCUUUUAAAGCUUUAAAUCCAAAAAACAACGAGAGCCAUCAGAACCAAGAGAGCAAUUACACUUUGAGAAACAAUGCUAGUGAAGCAGAAGUCAAAGAAUUUCAACAUUAAAUAUUAAGCAUUUUUAAACCUGAUUCGUCCAUAGCGUGGAUCAGUCUCUGAGAGAUGGGGUUAAGGCCAUUCAGAGCUAUCAAUACCUCUGUUAGACAGUCAAAGUUCAAUUUGCUUAGAAUAAAUAGAUAUUCUUCGAUUAGGAUCUACAUCCAAGCCACAUAGUUAAAAUUGAGUCUGAAUUCUGUAGCUUUGGUAGUGAUUUAUACUUUGAGUAAAGAUAACUUCAAGUAAAAUUGGCUUA
This is a messenger RNA of Moneuplotes crassus, 2398 nucleotides long. The record is from the annotation of a GenBank genome assembly. NCBI's taxonomy places the organism in Eukaryota, Ciliophora, Spirotrichea, Euplotida, Euplotidae.